This is a messenger RNA of Boleophthalmus pectinirostris (great blue-spotted mudskipper), 1500 nucleotides long. Its product is annotated as ZP domain-containing protein-like. NCBI's taxonomy places the organism in Eukaryota, Metazoa, Chordata, Actinopteri, Gobiiformes, Gobiidae. The coding region runs from base 30 to 995 and encodes 321 amino acids. The transcript has 5 exons. The record is from RefSeq and is a predicted model, not a curated record.
ACACAGUGGUCACCUGUCUGGAGUCUUCCAUGAUUGUGGAGGUGGAGAAAGCCACAUUGCCUCAACUCCAUUAUCAAGAUCUGCGUCUGUCUGAUCCCAGUAACACAGCCUGCAGCCUCAACUCCAACAGCACCCACGUGGUCGCCAUAGUGUCCCUCAACGCCUGUGGCACCCAGAUCGAGGAGGAUGACGAUAAUCUGAUUUUCAUGAAUGAGAUCACCACGGUGGACAAUACCUCGGCCCUCAUCACCAGAAAACACCUGUUGGAAAUCAAGUUCUUCUGCCAGUACUCCAAAAGAGGAAACGUGACCGCCACCUUCAGCGCUCACAGGGAGAAUGUGACAGUGUGGGACAAGGGCUUUGGGAAGUUCACCUACGGCUUUGAGUUCUUCCCAGAUCAGAGGUUUGUCUCCAGGAUCGACCCCCGGCUCUACCCUCUGGAGUAUGACGUGGGCGAUCGCAUCUUCAUGGAGAUCGAAGCCACAACUAUAGUCAACAACACAGAGCUGUUUGUGGAGUCCUGCAGAGCUGCACCCUAUGACAACCCCAACUACCCCCAUCCCUACACUCUCAUUGAGAACGGCUGCAACUUAGACUCAACACUGAUCGUCUAUCCAAGAAGUCACAACAGACAAGUCAAAUUCAGCUUUGAGGCCUUAAAGUUCAUUGGCCUUCAUGACCAGGUCUACAUCAGCUGCUCGGUGUUGAUGUGUGAAGCUGGAAACUCACACACUCGCUGUUCUCGGGGAUGUCUGCCCAGUGCACCAAGUAGAGCCAGGAGAGAGGCCUUCAUUGAGUCUGGAGUCCACUAUGUGUCCCAGGGCCCACUGCGCCUCAAGAGAUCUGUGCAGGCAGAAAACUCAGGCCUGAACCUCAACCUGGUCUUCAUCUCUGGCUGUGCUCUGGCCGCUGUGGGGAUGAUCUGUGGAGUCUUCUUCUACAAAGCCAAGAGAUCAAGUGUCAAAUACCAAGCUCUGCCUUCAGAUGAAAACUAGAAACACCACCUGCAGAUGCAAGAAACACACUGCACUAUUAGAAUACGGUGAUUAAUGAAGAACUAUGGGUGAAGGUGAAGGAUUUUAAAGUUAUUUUUUCAAUUUUGUACAAUGAUAAACUAAGGCUAAAAAGUAGAAAAACACAGAAUAGGGUACAUCACAUUUACAAAUAAUUACAAGCGUUGUCUUGUAUGUCUCUAAAUAUAACAAAAGCUAAUUACAAUUGCAAUUUGAAUUAGUCUCCAAUUUGUGUUGAUAAGGGUGUACUAGUUAAACUACCAAUUUAAAGUAAACUAUGACAGCACAAGAUGAUGCAAAACUAUAGAUUUUGCACUGUUGGCUAAUGUAAUAGUCCAUAUAGUGAUAGACUGUAUAUCACGAUAACACUGUGAUUAUUUUUGCUACUGGUACUUAUUUUGAAUUACCAUUUAUGCUUUUGGUCUUUUUUACUAUUAUAUAUUGUGAUGUGCGAGCUACUGUGCCCAAAUAAUUUCCUUUGUGGAUC